Molecule: messenger RNA, 2715 nt
Organism: Capra hircus (goat)
Lineage: Eukaryota; Metazoa; Chordata; Mammalia; Artiodactyla; Bovidae
Gene: TCEA1
Product: transcription elongation factor A1
Exons: 10
Coding region: 298-1203 (301 amino acids)
Biological process (GO): transcription elongation by RNA polymerase II; positive regulation of transcription by RNA polymerase II; DNA-templated transcription
Cellular component (GO): nucleus
Molecular function (GO): zinc ion binding; nucleic acid binding
Source: RefSeq, a predicted model, not a curated record
ACUUUCACGACAGCCGGCGAAGACCUGCGGCCCGUCGGGCCUGUAGCCCAGCUGGUCUCUGUCGAUUGGUGACGCCUGCUUGGCGCGCGCGCCGUUCGAUUGGCUCUGCCUGCGGGGGAGGAGCGCCGCCGCCUCUGCUGCCGCCGCCGCUGCCGCCGCCGCGGGCUCGGUAGGUGAGGAAGCGCCUGGGCACGGCCUGCUGAGGCGCCUCGCAGACGCCUGGACUCGCCCGCCGCCCGCCAGCUUCGCGUACUUCCCGUCCCACACGGCCGGGCGCGGGGCAGGCCCGCCGGAGCCAUGGAGGACGAGGUGAUCCGCAUUGCCAAGAAGAUGGACAAGAUGGUGCAGAAGAAGAACGCGGCUGGAGCAUUGGAUUUACUGAAGGAGCUUAAGAAUAUUCCCAUGACCCUGGAACUAUUACAGUCCACAAGAAUUGGAAUGUCAGUGAAUGCUAUUCGCAAGCAGAGCACAGAUGAAGAAGUUACAUCUUUAGCAAAGUCCCUCAUCAAAUCCUGGAAAAAGUUAUUAGAUGGACCAUCAACAGAUAAAGACUCUGAAGAAAAGAAAAAAGAUGCUGCAGUUACAUCACAGAAUAGCCCUGAAGCAAGAGAGGAAAGCAGCUCCAGUGGCAACAUGAGCAGCAGAAAGGACGAGACCAAUGCCCGGGACACGUACGUCUCAUCUUUCCCUCGGGCGCCGAGCACUUCUGAUUCUGUGCGGUUAAAGUGCAGGGAGAUGCUCGCUGCUGCUCUCCGAACAGGAGAUGACUACAUCGCCAUUGGAGCUGACGAGGAAGAAUUGGGAUCUCAGAUUGAGGAAGCUAUCUAUCAAGAAAUAAGGAAUACAGACAUGAAAUACAAAAAUAGAGUACGAAGUAGGAUAUCAAAUCUUAAGGAUGCCAAAAAUCCAAAUUUAAGGAAAAACGUGCUGUGUGGGAACAUUCCUCCUGACUUGUUUGCUAGAAUGACAGCAGAGGAGAUGGCUAGUGAUGAGCUCAAAGAGAUGCGGAAAAACUUGACCAAAGAAGCCAUCAGAGAGCACCAGAUGGCCAAGACGGGCGGGACCCAGACAGACUUGUUCACGUGCGGCAAAUGUAAAAAGAAGAACUGCACUUACACCCAGGUACAAACGCGGAGUGCUGAUGAACCCAUGACAACGUUUGUCGUCUGCAACGAGUGUGGAAACCGGUGGAAGUUCUGUUGAGUUGGAAGCAUUGGCAAAACAUCUGGACCAUUAAGAAGAUGGAUUUUGUAAUUAGCUUUAAAGACUAGGUCAACUAGCUAGUUUUCCUGCAAAUCAGAUUUUUAAAGUAACUUGCCUCCCUUGGGUUAGUCUCUGGUUUUGACAUAGUGUCCCUUCCUUAAACGCCUUCUGUAGUUUCAGGUCAGUAGGGAGACCACAUAAUGGUAUCUGUUUCAAAACUUUUUUUUUUUUUCAUUUUUAUAAACUUUUGGCAGUUAAUUUUUACCUUUUUUUUCUUCUUAAAAGAAAAUGUAACAACUUUUAUACAAUAUAAAACAUACGCAGUAGAAUGUUACUCUUCUCAGUUAACACACAAGUGGAAAUUACAUUUUUUUUUCCUAUAUUGGCAUGUACCUGCAAAUAUUAAAAAAGGAUAAGAGGCAGUGUAAUUAUAAGUUUAUCAGACAUGGUGUGUAUUCAAGUAAUACUUGACCAGCUUAUCUAAAUUGUAUAUAAUAUUUGAACUAGCAUAUGAAAUUGAUUUUAAUUAUUCUGUUCACAAGUCUGGGAUAAUUAGAUAUUAUUUUGCAUUUGUAACUAACUGUGAUCCUCAUUUCUUGUAAUUUCUUGUACAUGUGUAUUACUUGUUCUUAAUAGAUUUUAGCUUUUGGAAAUAUGACUUGACUUUGUUGAAAUCAGUUUGGUUUGUUGUUUAUUUACCUGUUUGACUUUGUAGUGUAUUUUAGUUUUGCAGAACACCGUCAUAAUUUGGUAUGCUUUUCAUAAAUCCCAGACAGGCAAAGAGUGGAAAGUUUGGACCAUUUUUACCUUUUGUAGGAAGACACACUGGGAGGAAGAUGUUAGCAUUUUAAAAUAGUGUGGUUCCUGUGAACAGUUCCUGACUUGACUUUGAUUUGGAAAUCUGUCCUGACUGAGGACUUUAAGGCUUAUAUAGAUCAUUAAGCUGUGGUCUUUCCAUAUGGAGACUGAUGGAGCACAUUUCUGUCCUGACUGACUUGCUGCCUCUGUUACACAGGAGUAAGGCUGAGGGACAGACGAGUGUGUGGGCUAUAACAUGGCCCACGUUUAUGGUAUGGACCUUGCAGUUAAGUGUGUGCCAUCUGCUUGGUUGGGAAUAAGGAAGAAUGAUCUCACUGGCUGUAGCACAUCUUGAAUCUCCAGUUACGAGGACCACGUCUCAUCCUGCUCCAUCUCCGCUCUCCAACCCCUAUGGAAAGACUUCAGCACCAGCUUGCAUGCCCCUCCUCCCUCCCUUUCCCCACUGCUCACCGCAGGUCAGUUUGAUGCAGUAGAGAAAACAUCCAGAAGUCCACAUGAAGACACCACAUGUAAGAAUUGGCCACUGGUGCCAUCCCACCUCUACUUUGUCAGGUCACAGAGUAACCUUUUAUCACUUGGAAAAUAACAUGAAUUUUUGAAAGAAUGAGUGUAAGAAGAUUAAAAUAGUCCCACUUUUAAGUGAGCCAUUUUUAAAUUUGUAAUUCAAUAAAGUUUCUUGUUAUUAAACAUGUA